Messenger RNA from Oryza sativa Japonica Group (Japanese rice), 1130 nucleotides. RefSeq lists its product as uncharacterized. Lineage: Eukaryota; Viridiplantae; Streptophyta; Magnoliopsida; Poales; Poaceae. The record is from RefSeq and is a predicted model, not a curated record.
CUGCCUAGUGGACCGAGUCGCUGAGCGCCGUUGAGCAAACAGCCCAAGCUAGCAGUAGAAAAGAUCUGCUGAAACACGUCAUGGUUAUGGAGGACGGCGAGAUGAGCCUGUCGAACCUGGUGCUCGGCUUCUUCGAGGAGGCUGAGAGGGAGCAGAGAUGGCCGGAGAACGGCGACGACGACGACGAGGGCUCCAGCGGCAGCGGCGCCGCCGAGAGCAAGGCCUUCUGGCAGAACCAGCACUCCCAGCUGCAUGAGGCUUUGGCCAAGACCAGCCAGGUAGAGAGCAGGAUACGGGAGGACACGGAGGAGGCAAUCAGGAAGAUGCGCGCCGCGGGCGCCGUCUGCUCCUGCGCGAGGCGGGCGGCGGCCGGGGACUGCCGGAGCUGCACGCUCCGGCAUGUCGACGAGCGGCUGCGCGACGCCGGGUACAACAGCGCCAUCUGCAAGUCCAAGUGGACGCGCUCGCCGGACAUCCCUUCAGGCGAGCACAGCUACGUGGACGUGGUGGUGCAGACGAGGAGCGGCAAGGCGGUGCGGGUGGUGGUGGAGCUGAACUUCCGCGCCGAGUUCGAGGUGGCCCGCGCCAGCGCGGAGUACCGCGCGCUGGUGACCGCGCUGCCGGAGGUGUUCGUCGGACGCGCCGACCGGCUGCGCGCCGUCGUCAAGGCCAUGUGCGCCGCGGCCAAGCAGUGCAUGAAGGAGAACAACAUGCACAUGGGCCCCUGGAGGAAGCACAAGUACAUGCAGUCCAAGUGGCUCGGCACGCCAGAGCGUGUCGCGGCCGCGGCGGCGGCGCCGGUGGCGGUCUGGUCGCCGGAGAAGCAGACCAAGUUCAGGGCGUCCAUGCUCAGCUUUGACUUCGCCCGGGCCGCCGUGGAGGUUGCGUGACGGCGCAUGUCGAUUAUGGCACGCAACAAGAGUAAGAUCGCCAUGUCGGUCGCGUCUACGUAUGCAUAUGUAUGUAUUGUGUUCUGCGGGAGCUAUAUGAGCUAGAAGAGUGUACCGGCGAUUUUAGGUUUUAGAAUUGAAGGUCAAUGUUCAAAUUUCAGAGACCGAUGCUCAAAAUUGGGAUGUACUACUACUAUGGCAAAUGGAAAUCGAAUUUCAUGAGCCUGUUUUUUUGCUGAA